UUGGCUGUAAAUCAGUGAGGAAAGCUUUGACUUGAAUGCGGCUGUAUUCAUGUCAAUAGGCAGUAGAGGUGAAUCAUCUGAAAUUGAGGAUUAAGAGUUUGGAAUUGUUUCACCACCAUCAACUGUUGCUCUAUUUCGGGAAUGCCAUGUGGAAAUCUCUUCCGGGGGACAUGGUCAUCCGCAGCCCGACUUGAUGACAAAACAGUGCUCAUAACUGGAGCCAACACUGGUAUUGGCAAAGAGACAGCGCUGGACCUGGCAAAGAGAGGGGCUAGAAUCAUCAUGGCCUGCAGAGACAUGGAGAAAGCUGAGGGAGCCCUGAAAGAAGUCAUACAAGGCUCUGGCAGCCAAAAUGUUGUCAUCAAGAAGCUUGAUUUGUCAAACACCAAGUCCAUCCGGGAGUUUGCAGAGACCAUCAACAAGGAAGAGACUAAACUCAAUAUCCUCAUCAACAAUGCUGGCGUCAUGGUGUGUCCGUACGGGAAAACAGCUGAUGGAUUUGAAAUGCAGAUUGGUGUCAACCACAUGGGUCACUUCCUGUUGACCCACUUAUUGAUUGACCUGAUCAAAAGGUCGACCCCGGCCAGGAUCAUCAAUGUAUCCUCUUUGGCUCACUUCUGGGGUACCAUCAACCUGGACGACAUCAACAGUGAGAAGGGCUAUGACAAGAAGAAAGCGUACAGCCAGAGCAAGCUAGCUAACGUCCUCUUCACCCGCUCCCUGGCCAAGAGGCUACAAGGUACGGCUGUGACCGCAUACUCCCUCCACCCUGGCGUCGUUCAGACUGAUCUGUGGCGGCACCUGAACGCACCUCAGGCAGCUAUCAUGAAGAUGAUCAGUCCCUUCACCAAGACAUCCGUCCAGGGAGCUCAGACCACUAUCUACUGUGCUGUGGCCCCUGAACUGGAAACAGAGAGUGGUGGAUGUUACAGGGACUGUGCACCAGCCAACUGCUCACGGUCUGCUUCAGAUGAUGUCACGGCUCAGAAACUAUGGGAGCUAAGCUGUCGGAUGCUUUCUGUAUCAUGGGAUUGAAUAGCUCAGAAAUACAGUGUAUGGUUUUCAUUGAGAUGUCAUUUGAUGAGAUGGAAGAUAUGGUUGUUAUUGAUUUUUAAAUACAGUACAUAUAGUCAUAAUGUGAUAUUGAUUUUUAAAUACAGUACAUAUAGUCAUCAUGUGAUAUUGAUUUUUAAAUACAGUACAUAUAGUCAUAAUGUGAUAUUGAUUUUUAAAUACAGUACAUAUAGUCAUCAUGUGAUAUUGAUUGUUAAAUACAGUACAUAUAGUCAUAAUGUGAUAUUGAUUUUUAAAUACAGUACAUAUAGUCAUAAUGUGAUAUUGCACAUCAAUAAUGAAUUACUCUAACAUUAAGGGUAUUAACAUUUCAUAUUGGAAUUCUACUGUUCUAUUUUCAACAACAACAAAAAUAUUCUAACGAAAAAACAUAAUCUGAUUGUUUUCUAUAAAACUUGCAACUACCAAGGGAUCUCUUCAGCGUGAUGUAAUUUCCCUA
This is a messenger RNA of Salvelinus namaycush (lake trout), 1513 nucleotides long. Its product is annotated as retinol dehydrogenase 12-like. The transcript has 7 exons. NCBI's taxonomy places the organism in Eukaryota, Metazoa, Chordata, Actinopteri, Salmoniformes, Salmonidae. The record is from RefSeq and is a predicted model, not a curated record. The coding region runs from base 142 to 1035 and encodes 297 amino acids.